GCCCCCUCUACCCUCUCUUCCACCCACUGCGCACACCUUUCCCCACCCUUUUCCCCUUUUCCCAAGCUAACCCCCCGCACCCCCGGCCUCUGCCAGGGAAGCGGGAGAGGGCAGAGCCAGGGGGAACUUGCAGCUGACACUGCACGGGAAGGGGUAAGUGGUUUGUGUGUGAAGGAGCAGCAGAGGCUAGCAGAGGAUGGGGCAGCAAAGGCUGCACGGGAAGGGGCAAUGGGGGUUGUGGGGGGAAGGGGGCAGCAGAGGCUGCAGAGGAAAGGGCAGCAGAGGCUGCAAGGGAAGGGGCAGCAGCGGCUGCACGGGAAAGGGCGGCAGGGGCUGCACGGGAAGGGGCGGCAGGGGACCGUGACUCUGGCCAGGCAAAGGGGCAGAGGCCAUGGAGACAGCAGGCUGGGGUGGGCUCGGGGGGACAUAGGGGCAACAGGGGAAGGAGAGGUGAGGGUGGUCCCGACCGGGGUGGGCACUGAAGAGGGGGAUGUGAUAGCGAUAGAGGAGGAUGAGGGAGAGGAUGUGAUGCACAUUGACGGGCCACUGGCCCAAUACCUCACGCUUGACGGUGAGGCCGACCCGGCCCCCCUGCAGCCUCACGUCGAGGUUCCCCCUCUACCCCCCCAUGCCCGUCCCCAUGCUAGCAGAAGGACCGAUGGAGGGGCUGGGGGAGACCUUGAGGACAGAGCCGCGCGAGGGAGCCCCCAUCCUCACCUCCCGUCCUCCAGCCCACCCACCCCCAGGAGCACCACUUCCCCACCCCCACCCUCAGGUCCCGGUAGUGUCCAGGGGGGCAGCCAAGGCCCUGGCCUUCUUGGCGGAGCCGUGCUCCCCGACCCCCACGCUGCUCCAUGGCCAGCUCCCCCUCUCCGUCCCCAACGCCUGACCCCACGGGGCUCCUUAGAGCAACCACGUGGAGCAGCCAGGGCUCUGGUCUUCCUAGAGGAGCCAUGCUCCCCGACUCCUACCAACACCCAGCCACCCCUUACCGGCCCACUACCCCCUCCUCCACCAGGCCCCCCCCCCACCCGCCCCUCGACCCCCACCUCCAACCCCCUCUCCCGGCCGGGUUCCCCACGAGUGGCCCCCGUUGGGCAGCCAUCACCCCCCCACACACAGCUUGCCCGAUCUGUUCCCACGGAGGGGGAUGUUUUCGAGGAGAGAGGGGAUGCAACACAGAGCACCCCCCUGCCUGGCGAACCACCCAUCCUCCCUCCACCCACCCCUUUGGCCCCACAGCCCCCCCCUUCCUUCACAAACAGGCGCGGGACAACCAGCCCGACCACCAAACCUACACUCCCGCCCCGCUCCUGCACCUCCACAGGGCCAUGGGAGCGGUACCAGCCCACUCACCCCCAUUCUGCCCCCUCCCGUGCUGUGUCCCCCUCCCAGGUGGCGGCGGCCGCGAUCGCUACUGGGAGGGAGGCCGUCGGGUUGAGGGAUGCGCCCAUGGCAGACGCCACCGACUCCCCCUCCCAUCCCUCCCACCCCUUCCAUGUCGACGACCCCCUACCGCAACCCAUGGUGAUUGGGGAGGGCCAAGGGGGCCUUCUAGGGCAGGGUCCACACCCGAGCUCCGCUCAGCCCAGCACGCCCCACUCCACCCUCUACCCUGCCAGCCCUCCUACUCUCACCUACAGGCAGGCAGGUCUUCGAGACCCCAGAGGAGGUGAGGGCUGGCAUUUCAGAUUUGCUGGCGAUACACCGCCUGAGCAGCUCUCCGGCUGCCCCCACCCUUCCAGUCCCACAGGACCGGACCCGGACGUAUGCGGAGGUCACCCGGUCUGUCCUUCUUUUAUCCCCCCCGCCACUCAGCUAGGCGCGUCACUCCCGACCCCAAUGGAGACGGACCGGGGUCUGAGGCCGUGUCACUCGCACCUAGACGGGGUGGCGCCUCCCCCCGUUCAGCCCGUGGCGCAGGAGGUCACCAGCAGUAGGGAUGAGGCAUCCGCCCCUACCGAGACCCCUCCGCCUGGGGUAGCAGAGCCGUCACUUGAACCGCACCCCGCCGAGGGGCAGGAGCACACCACGGCACACACUUCAGGCUCACCUCCACGUCCCCCCUCCCCAGCUUCAACACCGGUACCGGCACGAGGCCCGGCCCUAUCCUGUGCGACACCACCUCUAUCUUCGCUGACACCCCCCCCGCGCGGGGCUGGUGAGUCGUCUCCUCCCCUCAUCCCAGGCGAUCCUGUCGGAGCUCAGGCCGCCCACGGGGUCCCCUCUACAGCCAGUUCCGACGCCACGGCCCCGAUUGACCCCGCCGACACGGCGACAUCACCCGACCAGGUCGUGAGUUGCCCCACCUGCAGGAGCUCUCUCGCGAACCGACGCGCGCUCCAGCACCACAUUCCCUUCUGCCAUCCUGCGGACGCGGCUCGCAGGGCGCAGGCUGCCCAUGAUACCGCCUCGAUCAUCCCUUCCCUCUCACAGCCCCGUGCGACCGGGAUGCAGUUCACCGACGCACAGUGGCAGACGCUUCGACUCGUCCGCAUUGCCCAGGACCCGGAGGCUGCUGGCCCUACCUUCCUCCUCGCUGCAGCGCCGACUCUUUUCCUUGUUCCAGCGACGCCACCCGACCGCUCGCACACGGCUGCCAUUGCAACGCGCAUCUCUCGCUUUGGUCGAGGUGAGUGGGCUGAGCUAGUCUCAGAUGCACUAGGCCGUCGCACACCCCUUCCUCGCCGCACAGGUCACCGGUCACGCACCGCCACCGAUCCCUCUGCAGCAGAUGAGCGCCGCAUUGCACGUUGCCUUCGUCUGGCAGCGUGCAAUGAGACCUCACGGGCGUGCGCGGCUCUCGAGUCCGCGGAUGGCAGCCCCAGAUACACAGGGGACGAUACAGCGCCUGCAGUCGAAGCACCCCAACGCGGAGAGGCCGACCCCAGCUUGGCUGUCUGGCUUCCAGGGGUCCCCUCUCGUGCUCUCGGUGGAUCACUUACGCCGCGCGAUUUUCACAGCUCCGCGGGGCUCUUCGGGAGGACCCAGUGGCUCCGAGGCCGUUGCGCUCCAGCUGCGCGCUCCUUGCUAGCGUCCUCCACCCUCGUGGCUCUGGCGAAGUCGAACAUGGAUGUUCGGCCGAUUGCCAUCGGCGAGGUUUUGGUCCGCAUUCUUUCUCGGGCAGUUUGUCUCCAGCUACGUGACCAGAUGGCGAGGGUCUUCUUGGCAUCACAGCAGUUUGGGGUGGGGGUUACGUGCGGGACAGAGGUCGUAGUUAGAGGCGUCCGCCGCGCUCUGGCUGACCACCCAGACUGGGUGGUCCUGCAGCUAGACGUGGCGAAUGCCUUUAACUCUUUCCACCGAGACAGGAUGUUUCAGGCGCUGCAGGCCAGUCCCGGAGUUUCAGUGUCUGAUCCCCUUCAUCGGCCUCUUCUACGGGACGCCCUCGGAUCUCCACUACAGCGUCUUGCUUUGGAGCCGGUUCUGGCGGAGGGGGAUGUCCAGCUCUGGUCGUACGCCGAUGACACGUACGUGCUAGGUCCCCCAGACAGGGUGCUGCACCAUUUUGCCGAGAUCCCCCAGACAGCUGCCCGCCUUCUUUCGGCGUGUGUCAGCACUCGUCCGCAGUACCUGUCGAGGACCGUCCCUCCUUCGCCCGCAGUGAUCUCCAGUUUUACACGGUGGGACGCACGCCUGGGAGAGACAUUUCAGCAGCUUUUAGCUUCAGGGACCUGGGCUUGUCGCGAGGACGUCCGAGAGGCCGCCCUAGACCAGAUCUUCCUCCCCAUCCGUCUCGGGGGUUUCGGCAUUCGUCGCAUGGCGCGCAUUGCCCCGAGCUUCGCUUCAGGAGCGAGCCGUCUUCUGGAGGCGCAUGCCUUGGAGGCCGUGCGUGCCCGUCACGCCUCUCCCUUGCACCUUGCCCGUUUGACUUCCCUUCAGGGCGGAGGUGCAGGAGCGUGGUUGACGUCGGUGCCGUACGCCGACCCACUGCGCAUCCCGGAGGCGCUGUGGCAGGCGGCUUCAUCUUCUCGUCUUGGUCUCCCUAUCCCCCAGUUAGCCCUUGCAGGUCAGUGCUCCUGCGGACAGGCGAUUGACGACAUGACGGUGCCUCAUCACGCGGUUCGCCAGUGGUGGGAGAGGGGACACGGGCUGAGGGACCGGGGGAGCGGAGAGGCGAGGCGGGACAGCCGGGUGGCGGGGGGACAGUGGGGGACGGCACCAGCUGCGGGGUCAGGUGGAGCGAGGGACAGGUGGGCAGAGGGGACGGCAGGGGGAGCAGACGGGCCAGGACGGGGAGGGGGGACGGCACAGGCAGCAGCAGAGAGCCAGUGGAGGCCGCGGGCCCAGGGCGCCGCGCCUCCAGGUUCGGCCCUCGGGGGCGGGGCAGGGGCGGGAGCAGCAGAGAGCGGACGGAGGUACAGGAGGGGCAGCGGGAUUGGGAGGGGAGGGCAGGGAGUGAGAGAGGCAGCAGGGGAUGGAGCAGGGGGGUCGGGAGCGGAUCCACAGCGGGAGGGGAACGUGCAGCUGAGACGGGCGACCCCCACACAGAUUGGAGUGGCAGCAGCUAGGCGGGUGCAGGAGAAGCUGCGUCACUGGGGGCCGCACUUAGAGGGGCUGCAGCCGGCACCACACUUUUACGCGUGCGUGGCGGAGACCUUUGGCCUUCUGAGUGAGCCGCUGCGUCAGUUUCUGGGGCUCUGCGCAAAGAGGAUAGCACAGCGGAGGAGGGAUAGAGGUGGGGGGGAUGACGGAUCGGCACGGAUAUUUGAGGCAGGACUCACUACACGCCUCUCCGUUGCACUGCAGCGCGCGCAGGCUCAAUGCAUGAUCCAGCAUGCGGUGCGGCAGUUAGGGAGUCACACCCCCUGCCCCCUCAUGCCAUCCGCUCCCCCCGCCCCUACCCUCCGCGUGCCCGCUCCCUUGCCGCCUCUUUUGACCCUCCCUGCCCCCCUCGCCGUUUCCCACCGCCCGCCAUUCGCUCCUCCCCGCCCGUGCGCUCCCCUCGCUUUACCUUCUCCUCCCCCCUCCCCUCCUCUGCUGCACGCCUCUUCCUUCCCCUCGCCGACCCACUCCACUCCCUGCCCCUCCUCAAUCCGCACCCUGCCCCUCGUAUCUCGCCCCCCUAUGCUUGGUUUCUCCCCUCCCUGCCCCUCGCCGCCUUUCUCCCGCCCCCCACCUCCCCCCUCUCCCUGCCCCCCCACUCUCCCCCCCCUUGUCCUUGGCUUCCUACCUCCCUGCCUCACCUUUCCCCCCUCCUGUGUGCUCAGCUUCUCCCCUCCCUGCCCCUCCCUCCUCCCCGCCCUGCCCCUCAGUUUUCCGCCCCCCCCCACGCCCGGUUUCUCCCCUCCCCGCGCCUCCCUUUCUUUCUCCGUGCCUCUCCUUUGCUCCCUCCCUGCCCCCGCCUGCCCAUGCCCCUGUCUUUGGCUUCUCCCCUCCCUGCCCCACGUUUCUUCCCUCCCUGCCCACCCCUCUGCCCCUCCCUUGUUUUCCCCUCACCCAUUGCUUCUCUCCCUCCCUGCCCUUGAUUUCCCACACCCCUGCCCUUCGUUUCCUAUCAUCCAUGCCCCUCGUUUCCCCCCCUUUGUACGUUCAGCCUCUUCCCUCCCUGCCCCUCCCUUCCUCCCCCCCUGCCCUUUGCUCUCCCCUCGUUACGCUCCCUUCUCCCCAUCCCUGCUGCCCUCUUACCACCAUCAGCCCAUCCCCACGACCAGCCCCCCUCCCACCCUUCAUCCCCCUCCCUCUCUCUCUCCUCUCUCUCUCUCUCUCUCUCUCUUUCUCACACACACACACACGCACACUCCCCUCCCCCACCCCCCCCACCCUACAUCCUCCCAUUCUGCCCCUCCCUGCCCCUUUCCCACCCCCUCGCACGCCCCUCACCUCCCACCUCCGUGCAACUGGUUUCCCCCCCUAUGGUGCCUCCCUUGCAUCGCUCGCCCCUCUGCUCACCCUCUGCCCGCCCCUUUUCCGUGCCCUCAGCUGGCCCAGCCCCUGCCCGUUGCUGCCCCUCCCCUUGCCCCCUCAACUCCCCUGCCCCCCGUACACCCCCAGUCCCAUCCAACCGCCCCCACCCUCCCCCGGCUGCCCGUUUCCGCUCUCCACCCCCGCGACCGUGUGCGGCUUCCAACCGCCCAACGGUGGUGCGCACGGGGCGUUUCUUCGCACUGGGCAAGCCUCCCCGGGGGCCCCCCCACCCCGCUGGGUCGUUGUUCGGGCAAAAAAACGAAAAUGAAAAAAUCGGACGCGCUGAAAAUCGUCCUUUCUUUUUCCCGCUUGCCCCUCCCCCGGCACGUGCCGAGCAAGGGGCAUAAAUGGGUACAACACGAGGGGACUUCCCGGCCACCGAUCCAUCUACAGCAGAUGAGCGCCGCAUUGCACGUUGCCUUCGUCUGGCAGCGUGCAAUGAGACCUCACGGGUCGUGCGCGGCUCUCCGAGUCCGCGGAGGCAGCCCCAGAUACACAGGGGACGAUACAGCGCCUGCAGUCGAAGCACCCCAACGCGGAGAGGCCGACCCCAGCUUUGCUGUCUGGCUUCCAGGGGUCCCCUCUUGUGCUCUCCGGUGGAUCACUUACGCCGCGCAAUUUUCACAGCUCCGCGGGGGCUCUUCGGGAGGACCGUCCGAUGGCGAGGGUCUUCUUGGCAGUCACAGCAGUUUGGGGGUGGGGGUUAUGUGCGGGACAGAGGUCGUAGUUAGAGGCGUCCGCCGCGCCCUGGCUGACCACCCAGACUGGGUGGUCUUGCAGCUAGACGUGGCGAAUGCCUUUAACUCUUUCCACCGAUACAGGAUGUUCCAGGCGCUGCAGGCCAGCCCGGAGUUUCAGUGUCUGAUCCCCUUCAUCGGCCUCUUCUACGGGACGCCCUCGGAUCUCCACUACAGCCCAGCCGCACAAGUGCCUCGUCUACCAGACGAGUCCUUUCUGUCCAGGGAUCUGGAGGCUUUCACGGGCCUAGGGAUCGAGGUCGCACGCCGAGGGCUCACCGUGACAGGCGUACCGGUAGGCACCGUUUCGUUCGUGGAGCAGAGUCUCCCGGAUCGUCUCGAGAGGAUGGGGCGGGUGCUACCUUGGCUUCCAGAGGUUGCGCCAGCCCCCAGAACAGCUGCCCGCCUUCCUUUCGAGCGUGUGUCAGCACUCUGUCCGCAGUACCUGUCGAGGACCGUCCCUCCUUCGCACCGCAGUGAUCUCCAGUUUUACACGGUGGGACGCACGCCUGGGAGAGACUUUUCAGCAGCUUUAGCUUCAGGGACCUGGGCUUGUCGCGAGGACGUCCGAGAGGCCGCCCUAGACCAGAUCUUCCUCCCCAUCCGUCUCGGGGGUUUCGGCAUUCGUCGCAUGGCGCGCAUUGCCCCGAGCUUCGCUUCAGGAGCGAGCCGUCUUCUGGAGGCGCAUGCCUUGGAGGCCGUGCGUGCCCGUCACGCCUCUCCCUUGCACCUUGCCCGUUUGACUUCCCUUCAGGGCGGAGGUGCAGGGGCGUGGUUGACGUCGGUGCCGUACGCCGAUCCACUGCGCAUCCCGGAGGCGCUGUGGCAGGCGGCUUCAUCUUCUCGUCUUGGUCUCCCUAUCCCCCAGUUAGCCCUUGCAGGUCAGUGCUCCUGCGGACAGGCGAUUGACGACAUGACGGUGCCUCAUCACGCGGUUCGGUGCCCGCGCUACGGGGUCGCCACUACCAUCCACGACACGGUGAAGUACAUGCUUCGAGACUUUGCGGUCGAGGCGGGCUUCGCGCCAGUGGUGGGAGAGGGGACACGGGCUGAGGGACCGGGGGAGCGGAGAGGCGAGGCGGGACAGCCGGGUGGCGGGGGACAGUGGGGACGGCACCAGCUGCGGGGUCAGGUGGAGCGAGGGACAGGUGGGCAGAGGGGAUGGCAGGGGGAGCAGACGGGCCAGGACGGGGAGGGGGGGACGGCACAGGCAGCAGCAGGAGAGCCAGUGGAGGCCGCGGGCCCAGGGCGCCGCGCCUCCAGGUUCGGCCUCGGGGGCGGGGCAGGGCGGGAGCAGCAGAGAGCGGACGGAGGUACAGGAGGGGCAGCGGGAUUGGGAGGGGAGGGCCAGGGAGUGAGAGAGGCAGCAGGGGAUGGAGCAGGGGGGUCGGGAGGUUUGGGGGAGGGUAGAGAGGGGGAGGGGAGAGGACAGGUGGAUGGAGGAGAGGAGAGGGGGAGAGAGACGAUCGGAGAGGGGGCACCAAGGGACCAGACAGGGCAGCAGCCAGCGCAACAGCAGGGACCAGUCGGACGCACAGGCCGUGUAGGCACCGCCUCCCGCAUUCCAGAUCUCACCUGCCGCGACGUUGGCCAGGGUCUGAUGGUUCUUGUGGAUGUCUCCAUAGCGGAUCCACAGCGGGAGGGGAACGUGCAGCUGAGACGGGCGACCCCCACACAGAUUGGAGUGGCAGCAGCUAGGCGGGUGCAGGAGAAGCUGCGUCACUGGGGGCCGCACUUAGAGGGGCUGCAGCCGACACCACACUUUUACGCGUGCGUGGCGGAGACCUUUGGCCUUCUGAGUGAGCCGCUGCGUCAGUUUCUGGGGCUCUGCGCAAAGAGGAUAGCACAGCGGAGGAGGGAUAGAGGUGGGGGGGAUGACGGAUCGGCACGGAUAUUUGAGGCAGGACUCACUACACGCCUCUCCGUUGCACUGCAGCGCGCGCAGGCUCAAUGCAUGAUCCAGCAUGCGUCACACCCCCUGCCCCCUCAUGCCAUCCGCUCCCCCCGCCCCUACCCUCCGCGUGCCCGCUCCCUUGCCGCCUCUUUUGACCCUCCCUGCCCCCCUCGCCGUUUCCCACCGCCCGCCAUUCGCUCCUCCCCGCCCGUGCGCUCCCCUCGCUUACCUUCUCCUCCCCCCUCCCCUCCUCUGCUGCACGCCUCUUCCUUCCCCUCGCCGACCCACUCCACUCCCUGCCCCUCCUCAAUCCGCACCCUGCCCCUCGUAUCUCGCCCCCCCUAUGCUUGGUUUCUCCCCUCCCUGCCCCUCGCCGCCUUUCUCCGCCCCCCACCUCCCCCCUCUCCCUGCCCCCCCCACUCUCCCCCCCCCUUGUCCUUGGCUUCCUACCUCCCUGCCUCACCUUUCCCCCCUCCGUGUGCUCAGCUUCUCCCCUCCCUGCCCCUCCCUCCUCCCCGCCCUGCCCCUCGUUUUCCGCCCCCCCCCCCCCACGCCCGGUUUCUCCCCUCCCCGCGCCUCCCUUUCUUUCUCCGUGCCUCUCCUUUGCUCCCUCCCUGCCCCCGCCUGCCCAUGCCCCUGUCUUUGGCUUCUCCCCUCCCUGCCCCACGUUUCUUCCCUCCCUGCCCCCCCGUCUGCCCCUCCCUUGUUUUCCCCUCACCCAUUGCUUCUCUCCUCCCUGCCCUUGAUUUCCCACACCCCUGCCCUCGUUUCCUAUCAUCCAUGCCCCUCGUUUCCCCCCCUUUGUACGUUCAGCCUCUUCCCUCCCUGCCCCUCCCUUCCUCCCCCCCUGCCCUUUGCUCUCCCCUCCCCCUGCCCGUUGCUGCCCCUCCCCUUGCCCCCUCAACUCCCCUGCCCCCCGUACACCCCAAGUCCCAUCCAACCGCCCCCACCCUCCCCCGGCUGCCCGUUUCCGCUCUCCACCCCCGCGACCGUGUGCGGCUUCCAACCGCCCAACGGUGGUGCGCACGGGGCCAUUACCGCCCCUCUCCCCUUAUCCCCCACCACGCCCCCAAGCAGGCCUUUCUCCCCCCAGCCUCCCGUCUCCCUGCCCUUAGUACCGCCGCGCUCUGCCCGUGCGUCACCCUUGCCCACUUCAUACCACCUCCCCCUUCUCCCCCCCCCCCGGCUUCUCCCUAUCAUCACCCGCAUGUUCCCCCACUCCCCUGUCCACAACGUCCUCCUCCACCCCCCCUCCUGCCUUUCCCCACUCCCACUCUGCCCCCACACCUCUACGAGCCGUACUUCCCCCUCCAGCCUCCCUUUCCCCCCCAGCUACUUCCGCAUCCAGCGUGGGCUGCACCUCUGCAUCCCGCCCUGCCAGGCCCUUCGGUGACCCAACUGCCGCCACCUGGCACCACGCCGCCUUUCCCACCCCCAUCCAAUCUCUACACCCCCUGCCCCUGCUCCCUGCGCAAUCCAGCCACCUACCCCAGCCUCCCUCUACCUCUCCCUAACUCCACACCGCCGUUCCUACCCCCAGCCAAGGUCUACACCCCUUGCUUUUGCUCCCUGGGCUGUGCCGUCCCCAACCUCCCUCCGCCUUUCCGCGGCACCAGACCGCCUCUCCCUCCCCCAGCCAACCUUUGCACCCCCUGUUCCUGCCCCUUGUGCCCUCCAACACCCUACCUCAACCAGUCUCCCCCUUCUCCAACACCCUCCAUAUUUCCUCCCCCCUGGGGCUCGCCCAUCCGCAGUUAUCACCCUUCAUCGAUUCCCCAAUUCCCUCUGUCCCCUGUUUCCCGGCCCCGCAUCCUAUCCUGCAUUUACCACAGCAGCCUCCUUUCGGUGCCCUCUCUGCCCUCCCACGUUCUCACCCCCCGCCUCCCAACCUUCUCAUUACCCGCUACCAGGCUCACGCCAACUCGACUACCCACUACCCUUUGCCCCUUCCUCUCUGUUCCCCACCCUUCCUUUCCCACCUGGCUCCACCUGCCCACCCCCACCUCCCGUGGAAUUCUGCCCUGCCCUCCCCACCUCUGGCCCACCACCUGUCCCCACACCCUGCUCACCCACCGCUACAUCCACCCCCGCCCCCCCACCUCCACUACAGCCCGCCAACACUUCCCCUCUCAAUCGGCCCCCAGCCCGCCCCCCCCUUGGGCCCCAAUCCCCUCCAACUGUCAGGCCCCCUCUACCCUCUCUUCCACCCACUGCGCACCGCUUUCCCCACCCUUUUCCCCUUUCCCCAAGCUAACCCCCCGCACCCCGGCCUCUGCCAGGGAAGCCAGGGGGGAACUUGCAGCUGACACUGCACGGGAAGGGGUAAGUGAGUUUGUGUGUGAAGGAGCAGCAGAGGCUGCAGAGGAUGGGGCAGCAAAGGCUGCACGGGAAGGGGCAAUGGGGGUUGUGGGGGAAGGGGCAGCAGAGGCUGCAGAGGAAAGGGCAGCAGAGGCUGCAAGGGAAGGGGCAGCAGCGGCUGCACGGGAAAGGGCGGCAGGGGCUGCACGGGAAGGGGCGGCAGGGACCGUGACUCUGGCCAGGCAAAGGGCAGAGGCCAUGGAGACAGGUUUUGCAGGAGUAGGGGCCACGGAACCUGCUGCUGUGUCGGCUGGGGGAACCGCAGCAGAGGAGGCUAUAGGGACCGCACCAGGAGCGACAGAGGCCACAGCGGGGGCUGGUAUAGGGGGAGGUGCUACGGGUGCAGCGGGGAAGGGGGUAACGGGGACUGGUGCGAGGGAGAGUGCCGCCCCGGCUGUAGCAAGAGAGGGUACGGCAGGGGCCUCAAAGGCAGAAGGUGAGGCUGCAGCUGAAGCAGCAGGGAGGGCCAUAGCACGGCCAGUAGGGGCGGCAGGGGCCGCAGCAAACUCGGGGAAACACACAGCAGGGCCGGCAGGGCCGGCAGAGACUGCAAAAGGGGCUAGCAGUAAAGCGGCAGCAGGCGGGGUGGGCUCGGGGGACAUAGGGGCAACAGGGGAAGGAGAGGUGAGUGUGGUCCCGACCGGGGUGGGCACUGAAGAGGGGGAUGUGAUAGCGAUAGAGGAGGAUGAGGGAGAGGAUGUGAUGCACAUUGACGGGCCACUGGCCCAAUACCUCACGCUUGACGGUGAGGCCGACCCGGCCCCCCUGCAGCCUCACGUCGAGGUUCCCCCUCUACCCCCCAUGCCCGUCCCCAUGCUAGCAGAAGGACCGAUGGAGGGGCUGGGGGAGACCUUGAGGACAGAGCCGCGCGAGGGAGCCCCCAUCCUCACCUCCCGUCCUCCAGCCCACCCACCCCCAGGAGCACCACUUCCCCACCCCCACCCUCAGGUCCCGGUAGUGUCCAGGGGGGCAGCCAAGGCCCUGGCCUUCUUGGCGGAGCCGUGCUCCCCGACCCCCACGCUGCUCCAUGGCCAGCCCCCCUCUCCGUCCCCAACGCCUGACCCCACGGUUGCAGGCGGUCCACCGGGAGAGCACGCGGCACACCUCUGCCCCCACCCUCAGGGGCUCCUUAGAGCACCACGUGGAGCAGCCAGGGCUCUGGUCUUCCUAGAGGAGCCAUGCUCCCCGACUCCUACCAACACCCAGCCACCCCCUUACCGGCCCACUACCCCCUCCUCCACCAGGCCCCCCCCCACCCGCCCCUCGACCCCCACCUCCAACCCCCUCUCCCGGCCGGGUUCCCCACGAGUGGCCCCGUUGGGCAGCCAUCACCCCCCACACACAGCUUGCCCGAUCUGUUCCCACGGAGGGGGAUGUUUCGAGGAGAGUGGGGAUGCACACAGAGCACCCCCUGCCUGGCGAACCACCCAUCCUCCCUCCACCCACCCCUUUGGCCCCACAGCCCCCCCUUCCUUCACAAACAGGCGCGGACAACCAGGUUGGCCGCCGGCGGAAGAACAGGGGCAGAGGAGGCAGAGGGUCAGCCCACGUACUCCCCCCUCCCUCCCUCCCCCACCAAGAGCCCCUCCCCUACCUCACAUCCCGUUGAACAAUUACCAGGCCCUACCUCUACAGCCCGACCACCAAACCUACACUCCCGCCCCGCUCCUGCACCUCCACAGGGCCAUGGGAGCGGUACCAGCCCACUCACCCCCAUUCUGCCCCUCCCGUGCUGUGUCCCCCUCCCAGGUGGCGGCGGCCGCGAUCGCUACUGGGAGGGAGGCCGUCGGGUUGAGGGAUGCGCCCAUGGCAGACGCCACCGACUCCCCCUCCCAUCCCUCCCACCCCUUCCAUGUCGACGACCCCCCUACCGCAACCCAUGGUGAUUGGGGAGGGCCAAGGGGGCCUUCUAGGGCAGGGUCCACACCCGAGCUCCGCUCAGCCAGCACGCCCCACUCCACCCUCUACCCUGCCAGCCCUCCUACUCUCACCUACAGGCAGGCAGGUCUUCGAGACCCCAGAGGAGGUGAGGGCUGGCAUUUCAGAUUUGCUGGCGAUACACCGCCUGAGCAGCUCUCCGGCUGCCCCCACCCUUCCAGUCCCACAGGACCGGACCCGGACGUAUGCGGAGGUCACCCGGUCUGUCCCUUCUUUUAUCCCCCCCGCCACUCAGCCUAG
Molecule: messenger RNA, 13074 nt
Organism: Closterium sp. NIES-65
Lineage: Eukaryota; Viridiplantae; Streptophyta; Zygnematophyceae; Desmidiales; Closteriaceae
Source: the annotation of a GenBank genome assembly